AUGAAACACACCGGAUAUGGUAAGAUGCUCGAUGAAAUCAGAGACUGGAGCUCGCAAGAAAUCUGGAGGUUGAUAACAGGAGAUGUCAAUGAGGUUUAUACAUCUUGGUCUGAAGAAAUAGUAGCCAAAGACAGCUACGAGGAAGUGGGGAAACCUUGUACAGGUCUGCGAGAUAAGGAGUGCGUGAUCGAUGAAAGAAAACUCGAUUCCAUGUUCUCAAUGUUGAUGGAUCUAAACUGA
This is a messenger RNA of Arabis nemorensis, 240 nucleotides long. NCBI's taxonomy places the organism in Eukaryota, Viridiplantae, Streptophyta, Magnoliopsida, Brassicales, Brassicaceae. The record is from the annotation of a GenBank genome assembly.